Messenger RNA from Eutrema salsugineum, 3156 nucleotides. RefSeq names its product probable alpha,alpha-trehalose-phosphate synthase [UDP-forming] 8. NCBI's taxonomy places the organism in Eukaryota, Viridiplantae, Streptophyta, Magnoliopsida, Brassicales, Brassicaceae. Gene Ontology annotation, cellular component: cytosol. Gene Ontology annotation, biological process: trehalose biosynthetic process. The transcript is spliced from 4 exons. The record is from RefSeq and is a predicted model, not a curated record. Bases 216 to 2786 code for a protein of 856 amino acids. Gene Ontology annotation, molecular function: catalytic activity.
CUUGUUAUCGCAUUUCUUUCUUUUCAGUCUCGCUCUCUCCUCUCUCUCUCUCUCUGAGUGGAGCGAAUAUCCAAAAGAGCUCCGAGUCUCUUUCGUUCGUUACCUUCUCGAGCUUCCAUUAAUCGCUUUAAACGGCAACCAGUAAUAUACAUCGAUCAAAUACGACGGCGAAGGUAUUUGAAACAGACAAAAGCUCUCAGCUUUGGUCUCUCUCCAUGGUGUCAAGAUCUUGUGCGAAUUUUCUCGACUUAUCAUCUUGGGAUCUCUUAGACUUUCCUCAAACUCCAAGAGCUCUUCCUCGCGUCAUGACUGUUCCCGGAAUCAUCUCCGACUUAGACGGAGACGGCAGCGAUUUAUCCUCUGAAGUAACUUCCUACUCCGGUGGCUCACGCGAGAGGAAAAUCAUCGUAGCUAACAUGUUACCUCUCCAAUCUAAAAGAGAUGCAGAAACUGCUAAAUGGUGUUUCACUUGGGACGAAGAUUCUCUCCAAUUACAACUCAGAGACGGGUUUUCUCCAGAAACAGAGUUCCUCUACGUUGGUUCACUUAACGCAGACGUCGAAUCAAACGAGCAAGAAGAAGUUUCACAGAGACUUCUCGAGGAAUUCAACUGCGUUGCAACGUUCUUGUCUCAAGAGUUGCAGAAAAUGUUCUAUCUUGGUUUCUGUAAACACCAGCUAUGGCCUCUCUUCCAUUACAUGCUCCCAAUGUUUCCUGACCACGGAGAUCGUUUCGACAGGCGUCUAUGGCAAGCCUAUGUGUCAGCCAACAAGAUAUUCUCAGACAGAGUUAUGGAAGUUAUCAACCCUGAGGAUGAUUAUGUAUGGAUUCAAGAUUAUCAUCUCAUGGUUCUUCCUACUUUCUUGAGGAAACGGUUUAACAGAAUCAAGCUUGGUUUUUUCCUUCACAGUCCAUUUCCUUCUUCUGAAAUUUACCGAACUUUGCCUGUCCGUGACGAGAUUCUGAGAGGCUUGUUGAACUGUGAUCUCAUUGGUUUCCACACGUUUGAUUACGCGAGACACUUCUUGUCUUGCUGCAGUAGAAUGCUUGGUCUUGAUUAUGAGUCUAAGCGUGGUCACAUUGGUCUUGAUUACUUUGGUAGGACUGUGUUUAUCAAGAUUCUUCCUGUUGGUGUCCAUAUGGGUAGACUUGAGUCUGUUUUGAAUCUUGCUUCUACUGCAGCGAAGACGAAAGAGAUUCAAGAACAGUUUAAAGGGAAGAAACUGGUUCUUGGAAUCGACGAUAUGGACAUAUUUAAAGGGAUAAGCUUAAAGCUUUUAGCAAUGGCGCAUCUCUUUGAGACGUAUUGGCAUUUGAGAGGGAAAGUUGUUCUUGUUCAGAUAGUGAAUCCGGCAAGAUCCUCUGGUAAAGAUGUGGAAGAAGCAAAGAAGGAGACGUAUGAGAAUGCGAAAAGGAUCAAUGAGCGUUACGGUACUCUUGAAUACAAGCCAAUAGUGUUGAUUGAUCGUCUUGUUCCACGUUUUGAGAAAACCGCGUAUUACGCUGCAGCGGAUUGUUGCUUAGUGAAUGCAGUGAGAGAUGGUAUGAACUUAGUUCCUUACAAAUACAUAGUCUGCAGGCAAGGGCCUCGAAGCAAAGCCUCGCUUGAUUCAUCUCCUCGCACUAGCACGCUUGUUGUGUCUGAGUUUAUUGGAUGCUCGCCUUCUUUGAGUGGUGCCAUUAGAGUGAAUCCAUGGGAUGUAGAUGUUGUUGCUCAGGCGGUGAACUCAGCUCUUAAAAUGAGUGAGGCCGAGAAGCAACUACGACAUGAGAAGCAUUACAACUAUAUUAGCACUCAUGAUGUUGGUUAUUGGGCAAAGAGCUUUAUGCAGGAUUUGGAGAGAGCUUGCAGAGAUCAUUAUAGUAAACGUUGUUGGGGGAUUGGAUUCGGAUUGGGGUUCAGAGUUUUGUCGCUGUCUCCGAGUUUUAGGAAGCUAUCCGUGGAACACAUUGUUCCGGUUUAUAGAAAAACAGAGAGGAGAGCUAUAUUUCUUGAUUAUGAUGGCACUCUUGUCCCUGAAAGCUCCAUUAUCCAAGAUCCAAGCGGCGAGGUUCUUUCUGUUUUGAAGGCUCUCUGUGAAGAUCCAAGAAACACUGUGUUUAUUGUUAGUGGAAGAGGAAAAGAGUCUCUGAGCAAUUGGCUAUCUCCUUGUGAGAAUCUUGGCAUUGCGGCUGAACAUGGAUACUUCAUAAGGUGGAGUAGCAAGAAUGAGUGGGAGACUUGUUACUCAUCCACGGAUACAGAGUGGAAGACAAUGGUGGAACCGGUUAUGAGAUCAUACAUGGAAGCAACGGAUGGGUCAAGAAUAGAGUCCAAAGAGAGUGCUUUGGUUUGGCAUCAUCAAGACGCAGAUCCAGACUUUGGAUCUUGCCAAGCUAAAGAGCUGCUUGAUCAUCUAGAGAGCGUGCUCGCGAAUGAGCCUGUCGUUGUCAAGAGAGGUCAACACAUCGUUGAAGUCAAACCACAGGGUGUAAGCAAAGGUCUAGCUGCUGAAAAAGUAAUCCGCGGAAUGGUGGAACGUGGUGAGCCACCAGAGAUGGUAAUGUGCAUAGGAGAUGAUAGAUCAGACGAGGAUAUGUUUGAGAGCAUAUUGAGUACAGUGACAAAUCCGGAGCUUCUGAUUCAACCAGAGGUUUUCGCUUGCACGGUAGGAAGAAAACCUAGCAAAGCUAAGUACUUCUUGGACGAUGUAACCGACGUGCUUAAGCUCUUAAAAGGUUUGGGAGACUCACUGAGCUUAAAAACCACAUCUCACACGCAAGUCGCAUUUGAAAGCAUUGUUUAAAGUGGGAAGUAUUGACAAUAACCAAAAUAACUUUAACAUCACAAAUGUAAAAUGAUAAUGGUAUUUAUUUAGGUCGCUUUUAACUUUUGUUUUUUCGGGUAAAUUAGGAUUUGCGGUUUCUCUUUCAUUCUCUGUACAGAAUACUAUUGUUUUCUUCUUCUUCUUUGAAUUAAAUUUAGUUGGUGGGCUCUCACUCAAUUCAAGUUGUAUAGUCUUUGAGGUGACCGUCACGUGAGAGCCAACUAGAAAGAGUAAUUAUUGUUUGUAAUUUCAUGUCAUGUCCAUUUAUUUCCUCAAAACGACCCUCUUGUUUUAUAUCUUUGACGGUCGUCUUGGCUCGCACGAUUUUAAUCCCACCGCCUUUUUCCUU